This is a messenger RNA of Hevea brasiliensis (rubber tree), 7220 nucleotides long. RefSeq lists its product as uncharacterized. The record is from RefSeq and is a predicted model, not a curated record. The transcript has a single exon. NCBI's taxonomy places the organism in Eukaryota, Viridiplantae, Streptophyta, Magnoliopsida, Malpighiales, Euphorbiaceae. The coding region runs from base 4804 to 5691 and encodes 295 amino acids.
CUCUAACAACUAUGAAUUUUAUGUUAUAACUUUUUCUUGAAAUUUGAAAAUUACCCUUGAUUUUCCAUCUUUUUCUUGAACAUUUUAUCCUUUCCUUCUCUCUAACCAAACAAAUAGAGGGUAACCAUUUUAACCUACCUUUCUAUCCCCUUAUUCCUUAGUUUCCUUCUCUAUGCAAACUAGUUCAUAUUGUUUCUAAUUGUUUUGGGAAAUCACUACAUCUAUUUUACCAGCAUUAGGUAUGAGUAUUUAUAAGGGUAAAUGUUCAUGAACCAAAUUCACCUAGGUGUGAGCACUGAAUGGUUUUGACCAAAAAAUGGAACUGAACCUACCUAAUUCAGUUUUUCAGUUUGGUUUUUCAGGAUAUCAGUUCUGUUUCGAUUUUAUUUGUAAAAAAAAUCUGUUUUUCAGUUCGUUUAGGUUAAUUUAAUAAAAAAACCGAAUUAACUGAACUGAACUGAACUGAACUGAUUUUCCUCUCUUAAAAAGCUACUGUUUUUACCCUUACAUUACCCUAGCUAUUUAAGCCAUCUCGUCUUCAGUCUUGAAACUCUUCUGACGGCACAAGCCAUCUCAUCUCCAGUCUCAAAACAACCGCUUCUUUCUUCUCCUUACUGCAUAGGGUUACUUCUGUCGAAUAAAACUACUCUCAUGCUUCUGAAAUAUCAGAAACUCAGUACCAUAGCCUUAUGCUUCUGUUGACAGCAAGGGACAAAAAUUACUGCAAUUGACUAUAUGUCAAUGCCCCGAGGGGAGACUUUAUGUCGACAGUGAGGCACCAAGCCACUGCAAUUUGCUGUGCAUGUCCAAUCCCUCGACGGAUCUGCAAUUGGCUUUUUGUUGUAUGUUUAGAUUCAGAAGGUUUGAGCCAAAUGGGUAAUCGGUUUUUAUGUUCAGUUUUUACUCUGUUUUUAUUGUACUUUUUUCUUAUGGAGACGGUGCUAAAAUAAUCAAAUUGGGCUUUAUAUUUGUAUGUAAGUUGUGUGGGAUUGAAAUAUUUUUGUGGGUUAAAACUUGAAACCCACAUUGGGCAUUUUGUGGAAUUGAAAACGAUGAUAGGCAUUUUGCUAAUGCACUGUUGAAAACCGACAAUCUGACCUGAGGAAAUUCAGUUGUUCUAUCAAAUCGGUUCAGUUCGGCUUACAUUUUUUAGGACUUGGGUAUUUUGGUUUUGCCAGUUUUUUUUUUUUGUGCAAAACCAAACCGACCGAUUGCACACCCCUAAAUUCGCCCAUUUUCCAAAAUUUUCUUAGAUUUUCUGCCUAAUUUGAAGCGUUAGUGUCAUACCAAUCUUUAGUAUCAUUGUACAACGCGAGUACCAUAAGGCUUAGCGAAGAGUCAAAAUAACUAAGCACUUUAUAUAUUGAUUUAUUUAUUGAUAAUCUUUCGUCACAGCUUAAUUUGUUUGUGAUGGAAGUUUUGCUAUGAAUAUUAUGAAAAUUAUGUAUUAAAUUUUCUUUCAUAAAAUAUGUUUGAACAUGUUUUUCUGGGCUCUGGGUUGCUUUCCUGGAAAAGUGUCAUGAAAAAUACUGUAGCAAAAAUGGAAGUUUUAUGAUAAAUUAAUCUAUCGCUCCAAGUAGACAAAAAUGCCUAUAAUUCUUUGUUUAUGUUAAGAUAUGUACCAUAAAUAGCUAGGAUUUGUAUAUCUGUAGUGAUUGUGUGAAUAUAUUUAGGUGUUAGAAUCGUGGCUAUAAUUACGUAUUUAAUUAGAAUUGUAUUUCCUAUUUAGUUGUCCUGUACAGAUUAUAAAUUGACACCAUUGGCUUGAGGGAAUAAUCAAGCUCUUCAAUCAUUCUCAAUAUUCUUCUUCUGUUCUAUUUUCUCACAUGGUAUCAGAGCCCUCGGUAAGUCUGAUUUGAAAUCUGAAACAAAGUCCUCAUAGGGAGGAACUUUUCCUCUUUUUCCGGUCACUUUCUGGGAGUCCGUGGCUGUCACAGCGUAGCCUGGUGGAUUACCCAACCCAGGAUCGGCCUCUCCACUGACCGGCAUGUGAGCCCUCUCCGACGACAGUCUCUGACUCUCUCGCAAGCACUUCUUCCUGUCGACUCGCCGGCCUCAGGUGACCUCAACCACGCUGGUCCCGUCACCUGUUUCUCACUUUUUUGUCACUACCUCUUCAUACAGUAGGUUUUUCUGAUAAUAUUUCUGAGCAACAGCGGGACAAGUUCUUCAUGGUUUUGGCAUUGAUUUUGGCAUUGAUUGGGCUAAGACCUGACCUUGAUUCUGUUAGAGACCAGAUAUUAAUUAGUCCGGUUAUUCUCACUCUAGAGGAUGUGUCUGCCAGACUUCUACGCAUCUCACUUAAUAAGAAUAAUUUCUCCGGAAUUGAAUCUUCAGUUUUAGUUGCACAAAGUGGAAACCAACUGAGACAGGGUACUUAUCAGAGAGGAAAGGGUAAAAGGCUCCAUUGCACUUACUGUGAUAAGAGUAAUCACACUCGAGACACUUGUUGGGCCCUUCAUGGUCGACCAUCACACCCCAUUCAGUCAAAUAAUAUGGGCCAAUCAACUGCUCAUAUGGCUCAAUCCGGUGAAAAUGGUAUUCUUCCAUUACCUGAUGGAAAAGAUCAAGUGUCAAAUUUUAUCCUAUUAACUGGAGCUGAUUACAAUGAGUAUUUGUAAUAUCAAACAGCCAAACGGCAAUCUUCUAGUAGUGCUCAUUUUGGUAAUUCCUUUGCUUGUCUAACACAAUCUUCGCUCACUGGUCCAUGGAUUCUAGACUCUGGUGCUUUUGAUCAUAUAUCUGGUAACAAAAGUCUUUUCUUAUCUCUAGUUUCUUCUCCAGUUUUAUCUAAAGUUACUUUGGUUAAUGGUUCACAAACUUUAGUUAAGGGCAUAGGAGAAGUAAAAAUCUAUUCCUUUAACCACAGUUUUGUUCACUCCAGAAUGCCCAUAUAAUUUAAUCUCCAUUAGUAAAUUGACUAAAAAUCUUAAUUGUUCUGUCACCUUUACAACUGACUUUGUUGUUGUGCAGGACCGGAGUACGGGGAAAAUGAUUGGAGUAGGAUGUGAGUCACAAGGAUUGUACCAUCUUUCUACUUCAAAUUCUCCAGUUACUCUUGCCUCCACCACUUCCGCUGAUCUUCUUCACAAUCGUCUGGGUCAUCCGAGUCUUGCCAAAUUGCAAAAAUUAGUUUUUAGUCUUUCAAGUUUAUCUUCUUUUGAAUAUGAGUCCUGUCAACUUGGGAAACAAAGUCUUGUUUCCUUUCCCAAGCGAGUCAAUAAUAGGGCUAAGUCCAUGUUUGAAAUUGUCCAUUCAAACAUUUAGGGUCCAAGUCGUGUCAGUACAACUUUGGAAUUUCAUUAUUUUGUUACUUCUGUUGAUGAUUAUUCUCGUUCCACUUGGUUAUUUUUAAUGAAGACUCGUUCUGAAUUAUUCUCUAUAUUUCAAAAAUUCUCUAGUGAAAUAUGUAAUCAAUUUGGUGUUUCUAUUAAAAUACUUCGUAGUGACAAUGCAAAACAAUAUUUGUCUACUCCCUUUACUCAUUUCUUAUCUUCUUAGGGUAUUACUCAUCAAACUUCAUGUGCUUAUACCCCUCAACAAAAUGGGGUUGCUGAAUGAAAGAAUCGUCAUCUAGUUGAUGACUGCCUACACUUUACUCAUUCACCAUAAUGUUCCUCUUUGUUUUUGGGGAGAUGCUAUUCUUACUGCUUGUUACUUAAUUAACCGAAUGCCUUCUUCUGUUUUGUAGAAUCAGAGUCCUCAUUCCAUUUUGUUUCCCGACCAAGAUACCCAUUAGUUGUCCCUGCGUGUAUUUGGUUGUAUUUGUUUUGUUCAUGAUCACACUCCUGGCAAAGACAAACUUCAGGCCAAAUUAAUAAAAUGUGUCUUUUUGGGAUAUUCUAAGCUUCAAAGAAGUUACAAAUGCUACAAUCCACUUACAAAUGAAUACUUUGUGUCAGCUGAUGUAACCUUCUUUGAAACAUCUCCUUAUUUUUCCUCCAACAUUGCAUCUAAGGUUUUAUUCCCACCGCCUUACCAGUUUCUACUCUUCCUCCACCACCAAUCAGCCCACCACCUCUAUACGUCUGCUCACGUCGUCCUCAUCCUCCCACUAACACCAUUGGUGCUCAUUUGCUUGAUACAGGUAGAACUCCGGCUCCUGGUGACUCGCGCCCUCCUUCAUCUUCACCUAUUCUGGUCUCGCCUUCAACAGACGAUGCUACUUCUCCCAUUGCCAUCCGAAAAGGUAUUCGUUUAUCUUGAAAUCCUUAUCCUAUCUGUAAUUUUGUGAGUUAUCAUCGUUUUGUCUCCUUCCUACUAUGCUUUUGUCACCACUUUGUCUAAUGUAUCUAUACCUAAGACUACUAGAGAAGCUUUGGAACAUCCAGUAUGGUGUAAUGCAACGGUUGAAGAGAUAACUGCUCUCCAUAACAAUGACACUUGGGAUUUGGUGCCACUACCGAAGGGCAAAUCUACUGUUGGUUGUCGAUGGGUUUAUAUAGUCAAGGUGGGGCCUGAUGGCCAGAUUGAUAGACUUAAAGCUCAUCUUGUUACAAAGGGCUAUACUCAGAUCUUUGGCCUCGAUUACAGUGAUACCUUCUCUCCUGUGGCUAAGAUUGCCUCGGUUCGCCUUCUUAUUUCCUUAGCUGCGAUCCAUCACUAGCCACUUCAUCAACUGGAUAUCAAAAAUGUCUUUUUACAUGGCAAGCUAGCUGAGGAAGUUUAUAUAGAGCAACAACCAAGGUUUGUUGCUUAGGGGAGUCUGGUUUGGUGUGUCGCCUACGGCGUUCUUUAUAUGGCUUGAAACAAUCUCCGAGAGCAUGGUUUGGACGGUUCAGUACUGUAGUCCAACAAUUUGGAAUGUCUCGGAGUGAAGCUGACCAUUCAGUAUUUUUCCACCAUAAUGGCCAUGAUAAGUGCAUUUAUCUCGUUAUUUAUGUUGAUGACAUUGUUAUUACAGGAAAUGAUCAUGUUGGGAUCUCAAAACUCAAACAACACUUGUCUAGUCAUUUUCAGACUAAGGAUCUUGGGAAGCUAAAAUAUUUCUUGGGGAUUCAAGUGGCACAAUCUAAGACAGAUAUCGCCAUUUCUCAAAGGAAAUACGCUUUGGAUAUACUAACAGAGACGGGCAUGUUAGACUGUAGACACGCAGAUACUCGUAUUGAUCCAAAUGUCAAACUUGUUCCUGGACAGGGGGAGCCAUUGGAGAAUCCUGGUAGAUACCGGAGAUUGGUUGGAAAACUCAAUUAUCUUACAAUCACACGCCCAGACAUCUCAUUUGCUGUAAGUGUGGUCAGUCAGUUCCUUCAAGCAUCAUGUAGUAGUCAUUGGGAUGCAGUUAUUCGGAUACUCAGAUAUAUUAAAGGAGCUCUAGGACAAGGCCUAUUAUAUGAAGACAGGGGUCAUUCACAGAUUAUUGGUUACUCAGAUGCAGAUUGGGCAGGUUCUCCUUCAGACAGACGGUCUACUUUAGAAUAUUGCAUUAUAAUUGAAGGUAAUUUGAUUUCUUGGAAAAGUAAGAAGCAAGAUAUGGUUGCUAGGUCAAGUGCAGAAACAGAAUAUCGAGCUAUGGCUUUAGCAACCUAUGAACUUAUAUGGUUGAAACAACUUCUCCAAGAGUUGAAGUAUGGGGAACUUAAACAAAUGCAGCUAAUCUGUGACAAUCAAGCUGCAUUUCACAUUGCCUCUAAUCUAGUGUUUCAUGAGAGAACGAAACAUAUAGAGGUGGAUUGUCAUUUCAUCAGAUAAAAGAUGGAAUCUGGGUGUAUUGCCACUAGCUUUGUUAGCUCAAAUGACAAAUUAGCAAAUAUCCUGACAAAAUCUCUCAGAGGCUCUCAGAUUGAAUAUAUUUGUAACAAACUUGGAGCAUAUGAUUUGUACGCUCCAACUUGAGGGGGAGUGUUAAGAUAUGUACCAUAAAUAGCUAGGAUAUGUGUAUAUGUAGUGAUUGUGUGAAUAUAUUUAGGUGCUAGAAUCAUGGCUAUAAUUAAGUAUUUAAUUAGGAUUGUAUUUCCUAUUUAUACAGAUUAUAAAUUGACGCCAUUGGCUUGAGGGAAUAAUCAAGCUCUUCAAUCAUUCUCAAUAUUCUUCUUCUGUUCUAUUUUCUCACAGUUCAACUGAAUCUGAAACUAUUAUUUUAACAGAAAAUAGCCCUAAUAUGCUUUUUUAAGUGUUGACUAAGAAAAUUUUAUUACUAUGAUACUGAUGUCACACAUGCAAAUUAGGGGGAAAGAGUUUAUGUAUUUUUAUCUUUUUCCUAAAACUAAAACUUUUUAUUAUAUUCAAAAAUUGAAAAAAAAAAGGCUUGGUUCAAAGAAUUCACCAUGUGAAAGGGGUAGACCAUGUUUAGAUUUUGUCUUCACACCCACUUUCCAAUUGGGUUUUCUUCUUAACUCAGAGUAUUAUUUACACAAUGCAGAAUUUGAAUAACUUAAGGUGAAAAACCAGUCUUUAGUAUUUUGCCUAGGGUUUGCUUGUUCUACUUCAACUUUUGCUUUAGUGCUGACACUAUGGACAAGGUGGGCAAGGGUUCGGAGGUGGAAUGCCAUGCUAGUAGGUCCAAGUCUGACAAACAGCCCAAUGACAAAGGCAAGGGUUGGGGUGAAAGUCAUGGAGGGUUCUUAAGGUGGACUUGGCAAAAUUUGCAUAAGACACAGUAAGAGUAAUAUCAUGACAGAAUUUCUUGUGGUUCAGCAAUGUGCCUAAAUCCACAAGCUACCUAACUUUUCUACUCAAUUCAACUCAACUCAACUCAACUCAACUAAGCCUUUAUACCAAAUUAUUGAGGUCGGCUAUAUGGAUUCUCUUUCUCCACUCUAAACGAUUUUGGGUUAAAUUUUCGAAAAUAUGUAAUGUUUCUAGAUCAUGUUGUAUUACUCUCCUCCAAGUCAGUUUAUGUCUAUCUUUUUUUUUUCUUUCUAUCCUCUAACCCAUUAUGCUCUACUUGUCUAACUGGAACCUCCGUAUGUCUACACUUCACAUGACCAAACCACCUCAAUUUCCCUUCUUUCAACUUAUCUUCAGUUGGCACCACUACUACCUUUUCUCUAAUAUUCUCAUUACGGACUUUAUCUAGUCUAGUAUGAAAGCUACCUGACUUUUCACUUUAAGAAAAUUAAUUCAGUUGGGUUGCUGGUCUGAAGUCUGAAAUCCUCCCAAUUCAUUGCUACCUAAUUUAGUCAUAAAAUGGUGUUGCAUUUUUGUCAGCUUUGAGAAAUGUUAACCUCACCUCCCUCUUGUUUGAUAUAUCUGAUAAUUUAUGCUUAUGAGUCAUGUGG